Hypomesus transpacificus is the source of this 1416-nucleotide messenger RNA. It is a transcript of the gene cmtm7, whose product is annotated as CKLF-like MARVEL transmembrane domain containing 7. The record is from RefSeq and is a predicted model, not a curated record. Gene Ontology annotation, cellular component: membrane. Bases 128 to 613 code for a protein of 161 amino acids. The transcript has 5 exons. Lineage: Eukaryota; Metazoa; Chordata; Actinopteri; Osmeriformes; Osmeridae.
GAAAACCCCACCCCCAUGACUCACACACGGGUAACAGAACAGCACAGACUUUUGCGUACUGUUGGACACUUAACGGCGUUUAACGGUUGAUAUAUCUUGAUAAUAGGUAUUUUCUACAAAUAUAAAAAUGUCUCACACUAUUGUAACUACCACUACUACAACAACAUCGACUUCUGAUGGAGGUUUUUUUAACAUGGGCUACACCCGUUCCACACACGGUUUACUGAAGAUCGCUCAAAUGGUGGCACUCCUGAUAGCGUUUCUGUGCGUGCAUCUAGCCCGGGGAUGGACAGAUUGGUCAGCCUUCCGCUACUUUGAGGUGGUGACCCUGUGGUUCCUCAUCGCCUUCCUCAUCUUUUACCUCACGUACCUGCUCCGCUUGCAGAGCAAGAUCCCCUGUAUCAACUGGACUCUGACAGAGUUCUUCCACUACGCCGUGGGGACCAUCCUGGUUGGCAUAGCCUCCAUCGUAGCAGCUGUAAAGAGUAGCGGAGUGUCUGAACUGGUGGCCGGGUCCGUGUUUGGCUUCAUAGCCACGUUCCUGCUAGCUGUCAGUCUUUGGACUACAUACAAGGUGUCCUGUGGCUCCCAGCCAACCAGUGCAUCUGUUUAAAAUGGAUCAAGUGUGCCAUGCUCGGAAGUUCCAAGGCGGCUCAAUUUUUAUGAUUAUUAUCAGUGUGCUGUGUGAUGGUCACUUUCAGUGCCUAAGAACUCCCCAUGUCUGUUUGCCUUUUAAAUCCAAAUCAGUAUUGGAAAAAGAUAUACUUUUAUGUUUUCUUUCCCCUUACAGAAUCAACACAUCAGCUCUGGGAUGAGUGCUCUCAAACUCACUUUUAUUAAAGAUACAUUUGCAUACAUUGCAUGCAUAUUGAAAUUGAUUUUUGAGUGGAACAACUGCUGAGAUUGUAAUACCUCCUGGGUCUGUUUCAGCAGCUGGUAUUGGCUCGUAGUUGUAUAACCAGCUGGCUUGUAGUUGUUCUGUACUGGUGAAACUGCUAGUUGGGCAUGUUAGGAGUGGAAAGUGUCUAAAAUGUUUGCUGUGAGUACGUAUUUAUUUAUUUUUCAUUUUUCAGUAUUUGAAUUUAAAGUGCACUAUGAAGCUUUGUUACCAAAAAACGCUGGUAGAUUAAUCAUCAAAACUAUGAUGCUCUGAUAUCAGUACCUCUCUAUAUGUGCCUAUGUGUUUCCAGGUGGUGCAUUAAUAGUAAUCUGACAAGCAGGUUGCAGUUCCUAUUCAGAUCCAGAUGACUGUAUACCGUAUUCUGAGUGCCUCAGCUACCAGAGACAGUGUUGUUUUAGCUUCGACAUGCUUGCUCACAAUGCCAUGCAUAAUUAAACUCAGAUUUGAAAUGGAUAGUUAGAAUUUUUUUUAAGUUUAAUAAUAAAAAAAACAUGCUUUUUUGGCUGAAGUAAAAA